Molecule: messenger RNA, 759 nt
Organism: Megalobrama amblycephala (Wuchang bream)
Lineage: Eukaryota; Metazoa; Chordata; Actinopteri; Cypriniformes; Xenocyprididae
Exons: 2
Coding region: 143-427 (94 amino acids)
Molecular function (GO): protein binding
Source: RefSeq, a predicted model, not a curated record
AGGCGUAAUAUAUAAGCCUAUGUAUAUUUUAUCAGAUAUAGGGCGUCAACACCUCGAAGUCGCAAGCAUAAGAACAGAAAGUGAAACGUCCACAUUUUAUUACGGUGUUUUGCAGUAACUUGCUUUUAGGUGUUCUCCUAAAAUGGGAAAGAUUUACCAGAUCAUGGUGGUUGGAAUAAAGGGAGAGAAAAAAACUGUUGAUGUUGCCACAUCAGAGGAAGAAUUCAACAAAAUUACUAUUUUGGAAUUCAAAAAGAAGGUUGCACAAAAAUUGCCGGGUCAAGCAGGGGAUGAUCCAUCGUCCCUGAGACUGCUGUACACAGAUAAACAACUAGAGGACAAUGAUACGUUUUUAGACCACCAAAUUAAAGAUCGCUCCACUCUCUUCAUGGUCUUACGUCUACCUGGAGGUUUCCAAACAUGCUGAGAAGGCCAUCUCAAGGGUCUCGGCGUUGGGACAGCUUUCAUGCAGACUCAGAGACAUUUGUUGUUUACUAUGGGUGUAAUGAGUGUGUAAUCUGUACAGACUAUUGUAAAUGGGAUUUGUCCGUCACACACAUCGGGGAUAAUCGGAGAACAUUCUUUAAUCCUACCCAGUCUUGGGUAUUUUAUCAAUGAAGAAAAGUCUUUAAGAAUUACACCUAUGACUUGCGAUUUGUCUUGACAUGUCUUUAUUCUUGAAAUGCACAAAUUAAUAGGCUAGACCAGGCCUAACUUCUUAAUAUAAAUGAUAUAAUAAAAUUUGAAUGCUAUAACAAA